This is a messenger RNA of Ctenopharyngodon idella (grass carp), 2813 nucleotides long. It is a transcript of the gene exo1, whose product is annotated as exonuclease 1. The record is from RefSeq and is a predicted model, not a curated record. Gene Ontology annotation, biological process: mismatch repair; DNA recombination. The transcript has 14 exons. Gene Ontology annotation, molecular function: DNA binding; 5'-flap endonuclease activity; metal ion binding. Gene Ontology annotation, cellular component: nucleus. Bases 225 to 2651 code for a protein of 808 amino acids. NCBI's taxonomy places the organism in Eukaryota, Metazoa, Chordata, Actinopteri, Cypriniformes, Xenocyprididae.
GUUGUGGAACUCCUUGUCCCGCCUCUUCCACAUUUCUGGUCUGUGAUUGGCUGUCUGUGCCUGGCUGACCAAUAGGGUUCCUGUGCAGUGAUGUCACGUUUUUGCCGCUAAAGUCGAACCUCUGUAACGUCAGACACUAAAUCGCGAGUAAAAGCUCUCGAGUGGCACAGACUGGGCUCUGAUAAACCAUCAACUUCAGACAUCUGUCCAUCCAGACAGACAACAUGGGAAUUCAAGGCCUGUUGCAGUUUAUCAAAGACGCUUCGGAGCCCAUAAAUGUGAAGAAGUAUCGAGGACAGACAGUGGCGGUAGACACAUACUGCUGGCUGCAUAAAGGAGCUUUUUCAUGUGCAGAGAAACUUGCAAAAGGGGAACCUACAGAUCAGUAUGUGUCCUACUGUAUGAAGUUUGUGGACAUGCUGCUUUCUUUUGGAGUUAAGCCCAUCUUGGUUUUUGACGGACGCAACUUGCCCUCCAAACAGGAUGUGGAGAAGUCCCGGCGCGAGCGUAGACAGGCAAAUCUGCAGAAAGGCAAACAGUUGCUGCGGGAGGGUAAGAUAUCGGAAGCCAGAGAAUGCUUUACUCGCAGUGUUAAUAUCACCCCGUCCAUGGCACAUGAUGUCAUUAAGGCCGCCAGGACACGUGGAGUGGACUGUGUUGUUGCUCCAUAUGAAGCAGACGCCCAGUUAGCUUUCCUGAAUAAAUCUGGUAUCGCUCAGGCAGUGAUCACAGAGGACUCAGAUCUGCUGGCAUUUGGCUGCAAAAAGGUGAUUUUAAAGAUGGAUAAACAGGGUAAUGGAUUGGAGAUUGACCAAUGUCACCUGGGCCGUUGCAAGUCACUUGGCAACAUCUUCACAGAGGAGAAGUUCCGGUACAUGUGCAUCCUCUCUGGCUGCGACUAUCUGCCUUCUUUGUAUGGCAUCGGUCUGGGAAAGGCAUGCAAGCUUCUCAGGAUGGCAAAUAACCCAGAUAUUCUGAAGGUGAUAAAAAAGAUGGGUCAGUACCUGAAGAUGGACAUCUCUGUGCCAAAUGAGUACAUUGAGGGUUUCACAAAAGCCAACAACACAUUUCUGUAUCAGCUGGUCUUUGACCCCUUGAGGAGGAAGGUGGUUCCUUUGAACCCUUACCCAGAUCACAUUGACCCUGCUUCUCUCAGCUAUGCUGGAACUAAUGUAGGAGAUGAGAGUGGGCUGGAAAUGGCUCUUGGGAAUCUGGACAUUAACACAAUGCAAAGGAUAGAUGAUUUCAACCCUGACGCACCUCACAUUCAGCCCUCUAAAGGUGCUCGCAGUAGUACUUGGAAUGACAAAUGUGACAAAAGUGGCCCGCUGCAGACGAGUAUUUGGAGCAGGAACUAUGAACCAGGUGGCACCCAGCCACAGAGUCCUACCUCCCCCAAAAGACCCCCUCCCACCCAGGGCAAAGAGAGGGUCAUCAGUGUGCGGAGUCUAAAAUUACCCCAGAGGACAUCACAGGUGAAAAGACCCCAUGAAGAUGCAAGUCUCUCUGUGGACGACCUGUUAGGGCAGUACUCAGCUGGUGUAAAGAGACGCUGUCCUGAAACUCCUCCCGCUGCUGAGCCACUGACCACCCACACUAGUGUUUCUGAGGUGAAGGGCAGCACAGCUGGACAGUCUCGCCCUCGAAAUCGCUUUGCAACACUGUUGCAGUGGAGGAACCGAUCAGAAGAGGGCGCUGGAGAGCAGGGGACACGCAGCAGGUUCUUCUGUCAUGAUGAAUCCAAUAAGGCUGAGACACAGCAAGACUCGCCAAAACAAGAUUCACCUCAGCCUGUGGAGUCUCUAGAGAUGAGUGCCUCACAAUUUGGAGAAGACACACCAGCAUUGUGUCAGGACCCUGACUCAGAGAGAGAUCAGGCCAAAGAUGAGUUGUCCAGCCCACCUGCAUCUCCGUCUCGCUCUGCCAGGCCUGCUAGUUUGGGUCUUGGAGUCUUUAGCUGGUCAGGAAGCACCAGAGAACUCAGUAAAUCUGCUUCACAUCCACCCACUGUCAACACAGACAGACACCGGUCAUCCUCCACACCUUCAGGGUUGUCCACCCUGCAGCAGUUUCACAAAAAGAAGGGCAGCUUCUCCUGUGCAGGAUCUGGGCUUUCUCUCUCAUCCUCUCCUAUAGAGGGCACAGAUGAUGCAGAGAAAUCUCCUGGGUCUCCUCCGUCUCAGGACAGUGCAUAUUUCUCCCAGUCCAGCAGCAUCUCUGCUGGUGUGGAGGACUCCCUAGUCACAGAGGACAACUCUGAUAAGGAAAAGGAGAGAGAUUCAGAUGUCUCCAACAGCCCUAGCAGUUCUCCCACAGACAAGCUGAAACCUGCUCUGAACAGAACAAAGGUCUCAGGUUUGUCCCGGAAACGUCCUUGUGGGCAGGGUAAAAACUAUAAAAUUGAGACCUCUGCUCCUGCCAGGCCCAGCGGUCUCAGAAAGAAACUGAGUGGGAAAAAAAAUCCUGUCAACAAUGAGAACAGUCCAGGCCUGCAGGCCACCAUCAGCAGCCUCUGGGGGGCCUUCAGCUUCAAGAAGGACAAUCCAAAGUUAAGUGCAUGCAAGAAAGGAGAACCGAUGUCACCAGUCAGGGAGAAUGUGAUGACUGAAACCACUGAAGCAGAUAAAGAGAUUCUCAUCAUUGCAGAAUGAUGUCAUCUUUUCAAUCAUUAUUUCUCUUAAGAGUAACAGCCAGUCUUUUAAACAUACUGUGUAUGUUUAUGCUUUUUUUUAUGAUAAAUAAAAUACAAAUUUUAGUGUAAUUAUGAAUUUUGUUUUAUUUCAAGUCAAUAAAGACAUGAUUCUUUACCUUGA